This is a messenger RNA of Aspergillus puulaauensis, 939 nucleotides long. RefSeq lists its product as uncharacterized. The record is from RefSeq and is a predicted model, not a curated record. NCBI's taxonomy places the organism in Eukaryota, Fungi, Ascomycota, Eurotiomycetes, Eurotiales, Aspergillaceae. The coding region runs from base 1 to 939 and encodes 312 amino acids. The transcript is spliced from 2 exons.
AUGCACUUUCUGAGAUACCUUCCCCUCGUUUCCUUUGUUACGGCCAUCGCCUCUGGCACUCCAGAUGCAUCUCCUGAUCGAGAUGUUGACACCACGCUCUCUAAGCUCUCAGAAGUGACCGGCCCCCUUCUCGACGGUCUUACUACGAGCCUUGCUGGUGUUUCCAUCCCAGGUAUUAAUCCAAGGGAGACCAGCACAGAAAGGAAAGCAAUCAAACGACAAGCCCAGGAUCCACAACAAGGACUCUCCGAUGCCUUGAACUCGUUGCUACCGGUACAUCUCAGACUCUCCGUGCAGUAUGAGCACUGGCUAACCGGACAUAAUGAAACCAACCAGGGCAUCUCCUCCGUCCUAAACAACGGCGUAAUCAACCAAAUCUUCGACCUCCUCCGCGACGGCAAAAACAUCUUCACCCCCGAGUGGAAUGACAAGUUCAACGACGUUGCAGACCAACUUACCCCACUGGCAAACGACCUCGGCCUCUUCCUGGGCUAUCUCAUCCGCGUAAUCCUAACAGGGUCUUUCAGCGGCACCGGGACAACGGAUACGGGGCCGACGUUCACACAGCCUUCUUUCCCUAAUGAUACUGAUUCUGGGUUCGCAUGGCCGGGGUUUACUAUUCCUUCAGGGAGUGGGGAUACGCCGGCUACGUCUACUGAGUCUCCUAUCUUCUCUGCGACGUCGACAGGCUAUGGUUUUUCGGGAUUGGGGAUUGAUUGGUCUGGGCUUGGUGGGAGUGGGAGUGGGAGUGGGAGUGGUGGGUUUGGAUCAUCGUCGGUUGGUAUUAGUGUCCCUACGGGGACGGCGAGUGGUGGGUAUACUCCUAGCUUGACGACGCCGACUGCGAGUGUCUUUACUGGGGCGGCAGCGAGUGCCCAUAUGGACUUGCCUCUGGUGUUGGGGUUGGCUGGGGUCUUUGGCACUGUUGUUCUGGUUUAG